This is a messenger RNA of Ictalurus punctatus (channel catfish), 2688 nucleotides long. RefSeq names its product Meis homeobox 1 b (gene meis1b). Bases 691 to 1860 code for a protein of 389 amino acids. Gene Ontology annotation, molecular function: RNA polymerase II cis-regulatory region sequence-specific DNA binding; DNA-binding transcription activator activity, RNA polymerase II-specific. The record is from RefSeq and is a predicted model, not a curated record. The transcript is spliced from 13 exons. Gene Ontology annotation, biological process: angiogenesis; brain development; positive regulation of cell population proliferation. NCBI's taxonomy places the organism in Eukaryota, Metazoa, Chordata, Actinopteri, Siluriformes, Ictaluridae.
GUCAGUCUGGUCCAGAUUCAGCGCGCUGCCGCGUUUCAGACAUACACACACACACACGCACGCACGCACAUAUACACACACGUUAGCUGUGUACGAGCGGCGAAGGCGGCUCGCAGCAUCGAUCGUGGCUCCUUUAAGAAGAACUAAGCCAGAAUCCUCACCCCACCUCCUCUCCAGCUUAUUUAGAAGCUUUUGCAUAAAAAAUCAACUCGGGAGAAGCGAGCGACCAAAAGAGACAUACAAGAGCUUGAUUUUUUGCGCGCGUUUUUACGAGCAGCGUUGUCGCGAGGUGUGCUAACCGGUGGAAGCGCGGAGGAGGAUCAUCAUUCAUUCGACACUUUGACAAGCUUGCCUCUGAUUGACAGGCCGAGUGGCAAAAAGCCAUGGGGCUUACUAGCUGGGUCUGAGGGGUGUAUUUUCAUAAAAGCUCUGGGAAAGAACAUUAUUUUGUUUUUUUGUCGCUGUCCGGCGGGGAAAGGCGGACGACCCAGGUCGUGUUGAUCGUGUUUGGCUGAAGUUGAUGUGAAGGACUGCUUGAAAGAGGCGUUUGGAUUUUUGUUUUUGAAACUCAAACAAAAACAUAACAAAAUCCCUCGCUUCCCUCGGAAAUUGCGUUCUCAUUCUUUCUUCAACCUGGCCUCUUAGGGAAUAUAUUUUGCCUUGAACGAAGCUGAGGGAGUGUGGAGGGCGAUGGCGCAGCGGUACGAAGACUUGCCCCACUACGGCAUGGACGGCGUCGGGAUCCCGAGCACCAUGUACGGGGACCCGCACGGCGGCGCGCGGCCAAUGCAAGCUGUGCACCUGAACCACGCGCCGCCAUUGCAUGCACACCAGUACCCGCACACUGCACACGCCAACGCCAUGGCACCCGCAAUGGGAGCGUCCGUCAACGACGCGCUCAAGAGAGACAAGGACGCCAUUUACGGGCAUCCCCUUUUUCCACUGCUAGCACUGAUUUUUGAAAAGUGUGAGUUAGCGACGUGCACGCCUCGGGAGCCCGGCGUGGCAGGAGGAGAUGUGUGUUCUUCUGAGUCCUUCAAUGAAGACAUCGCCGUAUUCGCCAAACAGAUCAGAGCUGAAAAGCCAUUAUUUUCGUCAAAUCCCGAGCUUGAUAAUUUGAUGAUACAAGCCAUACAAGUUUUACGUUUUCAUCUCUUGGAGCUGGAGAAGGUACACGAGCUGUGUGACAACUUUUGCCACCGGUAUAUUAGCUGUCUGAAAGGCAAGAUGCCCAUAGACCUGGUAAUAGACGAGAGAGAAGGAGGAUCUAAGUCGGAUAGCGAGGAAAUCACGAGAUCGUCGGGGCCGCUGGAUCAGACCUCAUGGAACAGAGACCAUGAUGACACAGCUUCAACACGCUCCGGGGGCACGCCAGGACCCUCCAGUGGUGGGCACACAUCACACAGCGGCGACAACAGCAGUGAACAAGGCGACGGACUGGACAACAGCGUGGCUUCCCCCAGUACAGGUGAUGAUGAUGACCCUGACAAGGAGAAGAAGAGGAAUAAAAAGCGUGGCAUCUUCCCCAAAGUAGCAACCAACAUCAUGCGGGCAUGGCUGUUCCAGCACUUGACACACCCCUACCCCUCGGAAGAACAGAAAAAACAGCUGGCUCAAGACACUGGCCUCACCAUACUACAAGUGAACAACUGGUUUAUUAAUGCACGAAGGAGAAUAGUCCAGCCAAUGAUCGACCAGUCCAACCGAGCAGUAAGUCAGGGAGCCCCCUACAACCCAGAUGGUCAGCCCAUGGGAGGCUUUGUGAUGGACGGCCAGCAGCACAUGGGAAUCAGACCACCUGGGCCUAUGAGUGGGAUGGGCAUGAAUAUGGGCAUGGAGGGACAGUGGCAUUACAUGUAACCUUCAAGUUAACCAAUCGCAAAGCAGUGGGGGAAGAUUGCAGGGCAUGCCAGGGGACUACCUGCCUCGCAGCAGUCUGAUGGCCAUGGGCAUGUGCCAACCUACCUAAGGCGGCCCACAGCUCCCCCACCAGCUGCGGCCUGGGCCUCUGAUGUGUUCCUACAUUCCUGGACAUCCCCAGCACACAGCGAUGUUGAUGCAUGGAGGACCAGCCCACCCUGCCAUGCCCAUGUCAGCCUCAGGCCCCUCUAUGUUUCCCCUAGGAGACCCCACCAUGGGCGCAAAAGUCUUGGACAUCCAUGCCCAGUAGUUACAAAAAGUUGCUACAAAAAAGGAUCCUCAAAAACAGCUGUGAUCAGGACAGGGACCUGCGAUUGGUUUGCUUAUGGGGUUCACCCAGCAAAUAUUACUUGCUGGCUUGCUGCAUAAACUGAAGAGUUCCUUCUUAGGUGCAGACAGGACAUGAGAAAGGUGCCAGCAUCUGCACACCAUGGGACACAUGUGCCCUUUUGCAAAGAAUCAAACUGAGACAAAGAGAAAGUUUGAAAUUAUUGCUAUAUCAGCUCCUAAGGGAGAGGGAGGAGAAGUUUAUGUAUACUGUUGUAAAAUUACAUUUGGACACCUGCAAGAACUGGGAAUUAAGUAUUGUAAAUUCAGUGGUAAUGUUCUGCAUAUUAUGUUGUUUCUAAAUAAUUUUUAUUAAAAAAUAAGGAUGUGAACUUUUUCUUUCCACACUAUGUGUGUGUCAUCUCCAUAGACUUUUGAUCUCCUCCUUAAAUCACCUGCGUUUAAAAAGAAAUAAGUAUGUGAAUAAAUCGGUAAAUAAUU